ACCUUUAUCGGUAUCAUCCUUACCCAUUUCUCCUAUUUUGAUUUCGCAUAAUUUUUUAUUAAUUGUAACUAGUUAAUUAGGCUCGCAAAAAAUCAACUUAGGCAAAAAAACAACGUAAAAAAUAUAGGUUCUCUUAAGUGGAUAUACGAAACCUUUAUUGGAUAGUUUUUUUACCUGUUAAAUGUGAUGUUUAUUCUUAAAACAGAAAAAGGAUAAAUCAUGGGCUACAAAGUUUAAAAAUACAAAAAUUUUUUUAAAGAAAUUGAUAUACCCGAUGCCUUUAUCCCAUAGAGCUUAAAACGCUAAUGAAAACAAUGUACGUUAAAUAAGAGAAAAAUGAACACAUCUACCUGUCACAGAUGGAUGGACACACUCUUUGUUUUAUUAUAGGGCUGUAUAUAAAUCCAUAUUUUCCAUUAAUGGUACUUCUCUAGAACUCUCCUCAAUUAAUAAAUAUUGAUUGACUCGAAAACGUCAUACGAAAUAAAAGUUUUAAUAAAGAAAGCUAUUAAAAUAAAAUUUAACCUUCCCUUCUUUUCAUUAAAAUUAUAAUUAAUUAUAGUUAAUUACAUAAGUAAACGCAAUCAUUACGGUUAGGAAAGAACUUUGGCAUUAUCUGAUUAUAGUAAUGAUAGUAUACAACAUAACAUAUAAUCAUACAGGAUGACAGCUUUGGAUGGUGUAAAUUUUUAUAUUUAUUUAACAAUUUUGAUAAUGCUGAAGACAGCAAUGUCUGGGUCAGUUGAAGCUAUUAUAAAGAACAUAGAAGCAACUGGUAACUCAACUGCAGAAUUAAGUUGGAGAGUGGAAACUAAUAAGGAUGGAGAAAGGGUAUUUGGUGUGGAGUUGUCCGAAGGUGGUUUGGUAUUAGUAGAUGGAAGGUCUGCAACAGUAAAUGACGCUGGUAAAAACAAAUUUGGUGGUCGAUUAUCAGCAAGCUUUUCAAAUAAUGUGUAUAAAAUGUUCAUUAAGAAAAUCCAAUACAAUGAAGCAAAGUCUUUUACAUUAAUAGCUGCAUUCGAAUGGAAGUCAACUUUAGUUCCUGUAAAUGAUACUGCAACUAUCACAAGUGUUAAAGGUUAGUUAAAAACUUUUGUUAUUAUUAAUAAUUUAUUGACUUGUUGAUGUAACCCUUUAUCCCUGAUCUUAAUUCCUGGCAUGUUGUUUAAAAAGUAUUAAAACAUCAGAAAAAAAUACUUCCUGACAUUUCCCAUUCAGUGCGACUUUAACAAAUUUCACUUCAUAAAAGAUAAGUUAUUGGUACCAAUGUUUGUCUUUAUUUGAAGCCAUUGUUGUAAGCAUGUGUUUAAAAAGCCUUAAAACCUGUAGUUGUAUGCGCUUUGAUGUAUUUGCAGUUAACGUUAAUGCGUGUUAACUGUAGCGUGUAAAAAAUUUAUUUGGCUCUCUAACAUUGCGACAUUUUUGAAAGUAUGUGCAUGGCGUAAAUCUGUGCGUACUUGUUGUAGGUGGUCCUCUUUUUUGUAGUGCAAAUUUAUCUAAAAGCUUAUAAAUGACGCGGCUAUAACAGCAACUGACUCUGGUAAAAACAAAUUUGGUGGUCGUUUAUCAGCAAGCUUUUCAAAGGUAUAUACAAAAUGUUCAUCAAGAAAAUCCAAUACAAUGAAGUAAAAAUCUUUUACAUUAUUAGCUGUAUUCAAAUUGAGGUCAAAAUAUUCUGGUACAAAUGAUACCGCCAUCAUUAGUGUUAAAGGUUUGUUAAAAAACUGUUGCGAUCGGUAAUAAUUUUUUGAUUUCUUUUUGUAAUCAUUUCACCCUGAUAUUUUUGCGCAAGUAAUAGACCAAGCAUUAUCAAAAAUAAAACAUGCUCUUAUUUUCCGAAAUUCAGUGAACCUGUUAAACGUUUAUUAAGCAUAGUUAUUGCAACGUUGAUUUAUAUAACAACAACUUGUUAUUAUUAUGUAGUUUAAAGGUUAUGAGAUGUGCGAUAAUAUAAUUAGCUUCAUUAUAUUUUUGGUUACAUCAAAAAUGUUCGCGAUAAUUUUACCACCGUUUAUACCAAAAAUACCGUAAAUCACGCCAAAAUUGAUCAACCCCGACAGUUUUUGUCUGCAAAGAAAUAACAACUAUUGCGUCUGACUCUGUAAGCGACCACUUAACCAUGAUCUGUCAAGUGUUUUGGCUGUGAAAAUGCAUGGGUCGAUAAGGAAACCAUCAUUCGCUUCGCUUAAGCCUAAUCUUAAACAUAUUGCGGAGAAUUUGGUACCACGUAGAUAUCUUGUUGAGUAACUUUCUUUCAUUAAAGUAACGGUAAUGUUACUAUAGCCGACAAACAGUUUAUAUAGCGAACUUAGAACGUGAGACUUUGUGAGUACGUGCAUGGCGCAAACGUGUGCCUGCUUACUCUUGAAGGUUCUCUUUUUUCCCACAACAUAAUCGAAAAAAGCGUUGACGUUAAAACAAAAAUGUUAUUAUCAAGGUAGUUUCAAGCAAUAAGGACAAUUGUGCGUAAGGAGAAUUAAAGUAUAGUUUUUUAUAUAUUUUGCAAUUUUUGAAACUCAGAAAAUAUAGCUAAGUUUAAAAUUAUUUUUAUCUCCGUAAAAAAAUCGACCUGAUUUUCCUCAAGCUUACUGUAUUUUGAGUUUUCCGUAAUUUUGAUGUAAUUAUUUUGUGAAAGACUUUCCGCAUUCAAAUGAAUAAUAGAGAAAAAAACAUCAAAGUUAAUUUUUGAAGUAACAACAAUAAUUUUACCAUAAAAAGUGACCCUAUCAUCUAUAUAAUAAUACGCUAAGUGUGUCCGUCUGUCUGUGACAGGCAAAGUGGAUGCGUUCAUUUUCCCUUGAUGUAGCCGAAAUUUCCUUUGAAGUCUCCGAAGAAGUUAUAUCCAUUUUGCUAGCGGGUUUCCUUUGUUUACAUCACGUGAUCAAAAUUGAGCAACUUGAUUUGCUAAAAAAAAAUUUAACGGCUUUCUUUACAAAAAUCGUGUCCCUCGACACCGAAAAAAACAACAACAAAAGAACGGCCCCUUCAUCUUGAAAAAAGUGCAAAAAUUAAUUCUGAGAAAGAAAAGUCCAAGAAGUGAAAUAUGAAGUGGUAGCUAGAGCUAAAAAUAAAGUAGUACAGUUAGAAGUAGAAAAUAAAGGCUAUAGUUUAAAGUGGAUUUAAAAUCAAUAAUAGUAAGAACUUUGAUGUUUUCAGACGUUUAGUUUUAAUGUCACCGGAGUAAGCACACUCGCAUUUUCCAAGAAAAGCCUCAAAUUCUUAAAGUUUUAUAUUUUACCACUUUUUUUAAAAAAAACCCAGCCACCAUAUUUGUUUAUGUUUUUGUUGCAUAACUAAUGUAUUCGCUGGCACGUAACUAAUAUGUUUGUCCUAUAAUUCAAAAUGCAACAUACAGCUGUUAGCUGACUAACAAACGGAAAACUUUGGUAUGUUGAACUUACUGCUCACUGUAAUGUUAUUAUUUUUACAUUACUAUUGUUUCUCUUUAUAUGUGUUUUACUAGCUUUAGUUUGAGCUAAGUAUUCCCAGUUUAAGUAUAUUUAACCGCGUGUCUUACCUACUGUUAGCUAGCUAAUGUUAGCCACCAAUGCCUGCUCCUCAUCUCAUGGCUAGCUCUAACCUAUCAUUUAUAUUGUUAUUCCUUCUUUUUUAAUUAUCUAUAGCUAGCUACCUUAGUUUGCAAACUUCUUUUCUUUUAUGAGCACGAAUUAUGAUGUAACAAGCUGUAGCUAGCUAGUUAGCUACCUACAAAAUCUUAUAAAGACUUGAACUUUUUGCAGAAUAGUAGGAUGUAUUUUUAUGCCCAUAAGAGUUUAAUUAGUUUCACAUUUUCACUACGUGCAAUAAAUUUAAAGCAUGUGUGUUAAGUUAUUUUUUAUUGUUUUGUUUCUGACAUCCGGUUAAAAUUUUGUCAGCCUACAUGUAUAAUACCAGGUUAUUUCUACAGGGGGUUGUAGACAUUUGAUUGGAAAUUUACAUGAGUUUAUGAUUUUAUUUUAAUUUAUGAAAGGAUGUUAAGGUUGUUCGUGUUUUCGUUUGUGUUGCAAACUGCUGUUUUUUAAAAUUUUGUGUAAAAUUUUGUGGGGAAAAGACCACAUGCAAUAUACUGAAAGAACAAAUUUUGUGGAAUUGGCCUUCAUACUAAAUGCUGUUGUGUAAGCUAAUGGCUUUUUCAUAGUUCGUAUUAUAAAAUUUUGUUGGGAAGAA
Molecule: messenger RNA, 4167 nt
Organism: Hydractinia symbiolongicarpus
Lineage: Eukaryota; Metazoa; Cnidaria; Hydrozoa; Anthoathecata; Hydractiniidae
Exons: 2
Coding region: 664-1083 (139 amino acids)
Source: RefSeq, a predicted model, not a curated record